CUUUCUCCGGCCUCGUCUCGGUGUGGUUCUGGCGCAGACACGGGGCCAUCUUCUGCACAAAUCCAGAGAAAAACACGUCUGUUUGGCGCCAGGCCUCUGUCCGGGCGCAGAGCUGCUUCCUCGGCUGUCCCCGUGUGAGAGUCCGUGCGCGGGUCUGGAGCGGGGGUCGUGAGCAGGGGCCGGGGCAGGCUGAAGAUGCGCCUGGCGGGGCUGAUCUUUGGGCUGAGCUGAGGCUGUGCGGGCUGUGGGGGAGUGGAGCUUCCUGUGGCGUUUCCUCUGUUUGUAAACUAGCGCUGAAGAAAACCACGGCCGACGACAGCGCUCAGUUUAAUACUAGAUGAGCCCCGACCAUCCUGACUGACGCUCUGUGGAUGACCCUGCGCCCACACUCCCCACAGCCAUGUCCCAUCUGCCCAGCAGCUCAGUGCGCGACCAUAUGAAAUGGGCGGGGCUGCUUGGCUGCGAGGCUGUCCUCUCCAGCAUGGCCCUGAUGCAGGCCAGUACGAUGGGCGCUCCGCCCAAGAAGAUGAUGGCUCCACUUGGCCAUGGCCCCCCACCGAGAGAGGUCCCUGACCGACCCCCCCAGAGUCACAUGAUCCUCCCAUCGGGGAUGAGCUGUCCGCCUCUGCUUAUCCGAAAGGAAGGAGAGUACCAGACCCCUCGACUCCUGGACGAUAAGGACAUGAGGGCGAAUGAGGAUCAGCUGAAGAAGAAGAACAGGAAAACUGUGCCUCCGUGUAAAGUGAGAGAACACGACGAGAGGGGAGGGAAGGGGCCGAACGGAGACGAGAAUGGCCCUGCGUCUAAAGUGCAGAAAAACUUUAUUUGUGAUCACUGUUACGGAGCGUUUAGGAGCGGAUACCAUCUGAAAAGACACAUCCUCAUUCACACAGGGGAGAAGCCGUAUGCGUGUGCUGUGUGUGACAUGAGGUUCAUUCAGCGCUAUCACCUGGAAAGACACAGCCUCAUUCACACAGGAGUGAAGCCGUACGCUUGUUCCAUGUGUGACAUGCGGUUUUUCCAGCGUUACCACCUGGAGAGACACAAGCUCACUCACACUGGGGUGAAGCCGUACGCUUGCUCCAUGUGUGACAUGAGGUUCUUCCAGAGGUACCACCUGGCCCGACACAGCCUCACUCAUACUGGGGUGAAGCCGUACGCUUGCUCCAUGUGCGACAUGAGGUUUUUCCAGAGAUAUCAUCUGGCCCGACACACUCUCACGCACACGGGGGUGAAGCCGUACGCUUGCUCCAUGUGUGACAUGAGGUUUUUCCAGAGAUACCAUUUGGCCAGGCACAGCCUCACUCAUACUGGAGUGAAGCCUUACGCCUGCACCAUCUGUGACAUGAGAUUUAUCCAGCGCUACCAGCUGGAGCGCCACAGCCUCACUCACACAGGGGUGAAGCCGUACGCUUGCACCAUGUGUGACAAGAGGUUUUUCCAGAGGUAUCACCUGGCCAGACACAGCCUCACGCACAUGGGGGUGAAACCGUACGCUUGCACCAUGUGUGACAUGAAGUUCUUUCAGCGUUACCACCUGGCCCGACACAGCCUCACGCACACUGGUGUGAAGCCUUACGCUUGCACCAUGUGUGACAAGAGGUUUUUCCAGAGGUACCACCUGCAAAGACACAGCCUCACGCACAUGGGAGUGAAGCCGUAUGCUUGUACCAUGUGUGACAUGAGGUUUGUCCAGCGCUACCACCUGGCCAGACACAGCCUCACUCAUACGGGUGUGAAGCCUUACGCUUGCACCAUGUGUGACAAGAGGUUUUUCCAGAGGUACCACCUGCAGAGACACAGCCUCACGCACAUGGGGGUGAAGCCGUACGCUUGCACCAUGUGUGACAUGAGGUUUGUCCAGCGCUACCACCUGGCCCGACACAGCCUCACUCAUACGGGGGUGAAGCCGUUUGCUUGCUCCAUGUGUGAUAUGCGGUUUAUUCAGCGUAACCACCUGGAGAGACACAGCCUCACUCAUACGGGAGAGAAGCCUUUUGCCUGUGACAUGUGCGACAUGAGGUUCAUCCAGCGCUACCACCUGGAGAGGCACAAACGUGUGCACAGCGGAGAGAAACCCUACCAGUGUGAGCGCUGCCAGCAGAACUUCUCACGGACGGACAGACUGUUGCGUCACCGGCGUCUGUGUCAGGGCCGGAGCGUGCCCAAAGUGGAGACGCCUCAGUGCUGCGAGCCUCGGCCGUACCCCCAGGACCCCCCUCCCGCGCCCCCAACGUGGAGCCCCCUUCACCCCCCUCCAGGGCGCCUGGCUGUCUGACACAUAGCCCCGCCGCCAUCUUGGAUCCACGUGGGACAGGCCACAGGGUUUCCUCAUCGCUGAGGCAGGGGCACGCGCCAUAGACAAAACCUGAGCAGCUCCAAGAGAGAAGAGAAUACUGACAAACUUUGAUUUUUGUUUAUUUUUUACAGUUUUUUUUCACCCCAAAUUUUUACAAACUGUAUACAAAAGUGUUCCUGUUUUGUAAUCUAUAUUUUCUUUGCGGAAAUCUUUUUAUUAUUGUGAAUUGAAAUCUUUUCCUGGUGGUACUAGUGAAGAGGAAGGACGUCUCUGCACAGUUUGGUCACGUUGAAAGUAUUUGAACCAUUUCGGGAAGGUAGAUUUGAACUGUAAACAACCAUUACUUAAGUGAACGUUGAAACUGUAUUCAGAACUGUUCGAAGUGUAUCUUCAGUUGCAGUUUCAGCAGUGUAAAUAAGAGUUGUCAUUAUAACACUUUCGUAAUGGCGUUGCCCAGAUGGUUCAAAUGAACGCAGAAAUCUUGUACAUAAAAAAAACUAACCACCAGUGCUUCGAAAUGUAAACUGCCGGGCCUCCAAAAGUGAGCGAUGUCAUCCUGUUAUGAUGAUUCUGGACUCCCGGACUCCCAUUGGCUGGUCUGGUUCUGGUCACGUGACUCGCUGCUGCAUCAGGAAAUAGCGCGUCUUCAUUGAGAGGCCAUGGACCAGUCCUUCCUUACUCAUUCAAGAGACCAAAAUCUUGAGUGGUUUUUAGUCCUGGUCUUGGCUCUAGGCUAGUGCUACCACGUCUACUGUACAAAACAUUGUGAGUUCAGUGGGGUUACUCAAAAUCUUGUGGCCUUAGUGUUGUUGGUUUUCAUUUUGCCUUUUUCUCAACUGUUGCGAAUCGUGGAUCGGAAGAAGACGGCAAAGCAGCAUUUUGUUUUUAUAUAACUGUCUCGGUUACCCGGUGUUGGUAACUUCCUUGUCUAGCUGUUGUCUUUUGAUGAGUAUUUUUACUGUAUACAAACCGAUCGGGCAAAACAUUACGACCACUGACAGAAAGUGAAGAUUUUGUCAGCAAAGUUGUUCAACAAAGAGAAACAAGAUUGGGAUUUGAGUCUGCAGUUGUCAGUAUCAGAGGUGCGUUAGAGUCUUGGGUUAGACCUGGGUUCAUCUUGGUUUGGUCCUGGUUUAGACCCGGCUUAGUCCUGGUUAAAACGUAGCUCCUGUAAGUCUCCUGUAAAUUUCUAUCCUAGGGGCUUUAGGUUUGGUUAAAUCCUGGAUUAGACCUGUCUUAGUCGUUUGGUUGUCCUGGUUUGGUACGGCUCUUGUGAGGUGGUCCAGGUUUGCAAUGGUCAGUAUCUGUUUAAGGUGCUUAAGACCUGGUUUAGUCCUGGUAUAGACCAUGUUUAGUCCUGGGUUAUAACUGGUUUAGUCCUUGGUUAGACCUGGUUUACUCAUGUUUAAGCCUGGGUUAGAUCUGGUUUAGUCUUGUGUUAGACAUGGGUUAGACAUUGUUUAGAUCUGGGUUAGACCUAGUUUAGUUCUGGUUUAGUCCUGUGUUAGACCUGGUUUAGUCUUGGGUUAGACAUGGUUUAGUCCUGGUUUAGAUCUGGGUUAGACCUUAUUUAGUUUGAUGUGAUUUAGUCCUGGUUUAAACCUUAGUCUUGGGUUAGACAUGGUUUAGUCUUGGGUUAAACCUGGGUUAGACCUGGUUUAGUCUUGAGUUAGACGUGGUUUAUCCCUGAGUUAGACCUGGAUUAGACCUUGUUUAGUCUUGGUUUAGUCCUGGUUUAGACCCGAGUUAGACCUGGUUUAGUCUUGAGUUAGACACGGCUUAGACCUGGUUUAGUCCUGGAUUAGACUUGGUUUAGACCUUGUUUAGUCUUGGGUUAGAUCAGGUUUAGUCCUAGUUUAGUACUGCUAUUUUGGGCGUUUCUGAUCUUGCAAUGCUCAUUAUCAAUCAGAGUUGCGUCAGGCCUGGUUUAGUCCUGUUUCAGACCUGAUUAAGUCCCAGUUCAGCACCUGUCUGAGCACACAGUGACUGAAUUAUAAGCCGAUGGUCGUAAUGUUUUGCUCGACGGUUGUAUAUUGAACAGUAUGUAAUAUUUAGGAACUCUAGGCAAUUAAUGCUUCCCUCUGCUAUGCUUUGUCCACCGAGUCAUAGGCCAAGGCACAAAUAACCUUUUUUUUUUGAGUCGACUACAACUUUUCUAUCCAAAUACUACGACGUGAUUGCUGUAUAUAACGUGUCUAUUCAUUUCUAUUGGUUCGGCCUUAAGUGAGAGUGAAUACUGUACUCAGAAGCGAAGGUAGAACUUAAUGAUAUUGUAACAAAGAUUUACUAUUGAACGUACUGAUCCUUUCCGUAUGCCAGAUUUUUCCCGAUUUGACUAAACAGACUGAAACUACAUAGGAGCUUAAGCGAACCAUGGUUAUUAUAUACAGUCACUGGCCAUUUAACUUGCUUUAUAGCGAUGAAUAUUGGACAUUUGCUGUUCUAACGAUCAGGAAUCAACGUGACGAUGGGUUCCCUUGGUGCGUUGUCGUAACAUUUUCAAAGGAACUAUAAUCUGGGACUGAAGUGUAGGGUAGAUUUAAAUGAAUUGUCAAAAUUGCAGAUGUUUUGACCUGGUUUAAUCGCUAAGACAUCGCAUAUAGAUUUAUUUUAUUUUUUUAUUUACCAUAUUCAAACUCCCGUAAGGACAGUUUAAGGGUUUAUAGAGAGAUCACAACAUUAACCAAACAUAAAACCACUUCACGCUUGUUUUUGGUGCCUGAACCACAUGAUAAUAUGGCAGAAAGCUCCAAGAAGUAGAUUUUGCAUAAUUCCUCCUCUUUAAAGUUAAUAUAUCUGUAAUUACUAGAUUAAAUACGAUGAAAUCCUGAAAGGAAACCAAUCUUGAGGCUUGGUCAGGAGUAAGUAGCUGCAGGAUUAAGCCACUAUAAACUAUUUGUACUUUAAACAGAUGUACUUUGCGUGUGUCGGUGUAACCUCAGACCGGUACUUUUAGAUUGAAAAUUACCUACUGGAUUAACUGGAUUAGGGAUGUUCCAAUAUGGAUUUUUAAAGAUGAUAUCCGAUAUUUGCCGAGACCAAUGUUAAGGUUUAAAAAAUCUCUUGAGGACCAAAUGUACGCUGAGUUAUAGUAACGUUUACAAAUUCACUUUUCUUGGGAAAUCCUCCGAUAUCGCCGAUAAUAAUAAACCAUCUCUAUUUUGGAAAGCAAUCAGAACUUCCAGAUGAGUCCAUUUGAAACCUGUCUGUCCGUUGAAGAGUGGCCAGUGAGAGUAUACGGUCCGUUUUUGCUCCUACGCUAUAGUAACCGCACAAACUGAUUUUCUUGUUAAAGGGCCUGUACCUGAUAUUUUGACUGAAAAACCAUGAAUGAACUGUUAGCUCCGCCCGCUUUGUCAAUUUUUUAUUUUUUUUUAUCUUAAAUUGAAACAUGACGAGAAGCAACAGUCUAGGAAAGCAUGCAGCUAUGGUUCUUAUCUGACAAAAUUACUUUUCUAAUGUACAGUAUAGGUGAUAUUAAUUUGUCAUUUUCUUUUUACAAAUAGCUGCUUUUACAAAGUACUGUAUAGAGUUGGUGCGGUUGAACAAUUUGGGAAAAGAUCCAGUUGUGAUUUCCAGUUAUGUUUUGUUAAUAGGAUUCUGUUCAAAGUUCAUAUAGUACUUUAAAGAAUGGACAGAAAUACUGAAGUAUGGACUGGCAAACAAAUACAAGAAUCAAAUUUCAAAACAUGUUUGUAGGGAUGGUACAAGAUCCCGUGAGACAAAUUUGCCGCAAGAUUAGGCCUGGGAAACAUUAAGAAGUUGCCGAUAUGAUACCUCCAUACAUAGGCCACGAUACGAUACAUAUCUUUCAGUUCGAUACAAUAUUUUUCAAAUCGAUUCGCUUCAGUUCAAUGAAAAAUAAAGGUGAAAUCGUGGCUGUAAUACUAAAAGUCUUUGUUACAUCACUUCUUGUGCAAAGUUUAUAAGAAAUACAAAUAUUUUAAUAAUCAAAACUGUGAAAAUGUCAAAUGUGUCACAUAAAAAAGUUUCCUUCCUCUAAACAAGCAAUAAAACUGUAGCUGUAACAAAAUAAUUUAGUAAAAUAUACCAAACCCACGAUAUCGAUACGGUAUCAUCACAUGGAAUGAUAUAUUUCGAUAUUUUUGCACAAGAUCGUGCACACAAGAGAAAAAUGAUCACGGUUUUACAUUUCGAUUGGACAAAAAAGGGUCACAUGUUGGCGAGUCUCUUACGGUUCCAAAAAGCAGGACUAGAACUGAGCAAAACAAAAAUGAAAUAAAUAACAAAAUUGUGGAAACUGAACUGUGAAAUUUAUACAUUUGGAACAAAGUUCAAAUCUCGUCUCGUCCCGUUCUCGUGGACCCAAUCUCGUCUCAUGGAAAUUGUAAAUGUCUCGUACCAUCCCUAAUGUUUCUACAGACUGAAACGACUUUUUAAUGUUGUAUUUUUAAUGAAACGGGACGUCUUAGGUACCGGCCCUUUAAGAUUUUGGAUCGAGAAAACCUAACGCAUUGUGAAUCCAGGGAGGGUACUGGCACAAGCACAUAACCAACGGACAAUAGUCUUACACGUAGUCCACCGCACCUGUCCACACUUCUGUCACAUUUCGUAUUAUCCAACCUGUUGCAAUAGAUCCUUGUUUAUAAGAGUUAGUUUUGAAGGUUAAAAAAUUUUUGUUUUGAAAAUUUCUCAUUGUAUUUUGAAUGAUUGUUUUAAGGACCUUUUUUUAUUCUGAUGAAAUUGUGAACACUGGAGGUAAAAGAAAAAAAAAUACAAUAUAAACGUUUAUUUCAUUUAUUAGAUUUUAGUUUUUAGGAUGGUGGUUCUCAAUCGCGGUGCCCACAUGUAUCGUAGUUUUGUUUUUUGUUUUUUUUAUCAUUUCGAUGGCACAUGUGUUUUCAAAUUUAAUACCGUGCUGUGGAACUUUUCUGGUAGAGCACCCACUUCCACUAGCUGCUUGUCUCUAACGUCUCUAUCGCCGUGGAGACAAGCAGCCGACUUCAACGCUCUUGAGUUUACAGUUACGAUCUGUGAAGAGGCGAUCCCGUUCACUUUAUAGUUUUACAUUUUUCACAAUCACACUAAAGUCAAACCAUUCCAGGGUUAAGCAAGCAAUAACAUUGCUACGGAGACCAGCAGGUGGCCAACCCUCCACCGGAAAAGUUACACAGUGCACCUUUAGACAAUAUCAAUCAACGGUAUCAACUUUUGAGGGACCCACCUGUUGAGAACCACUGUUUAGUCAAAGCCGAUUCCUCCUAAAUGAACAAAAUACAUUGGAUAAAUUGACAACCCCGUGAAAUUAACCUUAUUUUUUACCAAGUCCCUGUUAAUUGUAGUAACUUAUAUUGGUAUUAGACAAACUUAAACCGUAGCCAUCACAAAAUUAGUUGUUUUUUUAUUAGUCUUGCAUGCAGAGUUACGGUCCUUGUUUAAAUGGAAGGAUCUCGGUAUAAUCUUUAUUUUGUGUAGGGAAAAAAGCGUAAAAAUAACUUCCUAAAAUCAUUGUAAAACGGGCUAACAAUUCUUUUAUGUACCUCGUGAUCCAAUAGUUUAAUCUGUUUGAAAAUCAGAGGAGAGGCUUCUUACUAUUAUCAUGAAUAAAAUCAUUUGUAAAGGACAA
This is a messenger RNA of Boleophthalmus pectinirostris (great blue-spotted mudskipper), 7886 nucleotides long. RefSeq names its product zinc finger protein 740a (gene znf740a). The transcript is spliced from 20 exons. NCBI's taxonomy places the organism in Eukaryota, Metazoa, Chordata, Actinopteri, Gobiiformes, Gobiidae. Gene Ontology annotation, cellular component: nucleus; transcription regulator complex; PcG protein complex. The coding region runs from base 401 to 2278 and encodes 625 amino acids. The record is from RefSeq and is a predicted model, not a curated record. Gene Ontology annotation, biological process: regulation of immune system process; negative regulation of transcription by RNA polymerase II; regulation of cytokine production. Gene Ontology annotation, molecular function: DNA-binding transcription activator activity, RNA polymerase II-specific; RNA polymerase II cis-regulatory region sequence-specific DNA binding.